Peromyscus californicus insignis is the source of this 3558-nucleotide messenger RNA. RefSeq names its product engulfment and cell motility 2 (gene Elmo2). Lineage: Eukaryota; Metazoa; Chordata; Mammalia; Rodentia; Cricetidae. The transcript has 22 exons. Bases 169 to 2367 code for a protein of 732 amino acids. Gene Ontology annotation, biological process: cell motility; actin filament organization. The record is from RefSeq and is a predicted model, not a curated record.
CGGCAAAGAUGAGCAAUAGGAGCCCGGGCCGGCCUGCGCGGGGCGGGGCCCCAGGAGGGCGGGGCGGACGAGGCCAGAGGAGCGGCGGCGGGACACGGGCGCGGAGCUGGGCCUCGGCGGGCGCCGGGCAGCUGUGUCUGUGUCUUGAAGUAGGGCCCACUAGGAACAAUGCCGCCGCCAUCGGAUAUUGUUAAAGUGGCCAUUGAAUGGCCAGGUGCUAACGCCCAGCUCCUUGAAAUCGACCAGAAACGGCCUCUGGCAUCCAUCAUCAAGGAAGUGUGCGAUGGGUGGUCACUGCCAAACCCGGAGUACUACACACUCCGCUACGCAGACGGGCCCCAGCUCUAUGUCACCGAGCAGACCCGAAAUGACAUUAAGAAUGGGACCAUCUUACAACUGGCCAUCUCCCCGUCCCGGGCUGCACGCCAGCUGAUGGAAAGGACCCAGUCAUCCAGUAUGGAGAUCCGGCUGGAUGCCAUGAAGGAGCUGGCUAAGCUCUCAGCCGACGUGACUUUUGCCACUGAGUUCAUCAACAUGGACGGCAUCGUUGUGCUGACAAGGCUCGUGGAGAGCGGAACCAAGCUCCUGUCCCACUACAGUGAGAUGCUGGCAUUCACCCUGACUGCCUUCUUAGAGCUCAUGGACCAUGGCAUUGUCUCCUGGGACAUGGUUUCCAUCACCUUCAUUAAGCAGAUUGCAGGGUACGUGAGCCAGCCGAUGGUCGAUGUGUCCAUCCUUCAGCGGUCCCUGGCCAUCCUAGAGAGCAUGGUAUUAAACAGCCAGAGCCUGUACCAGAAGAUAGCAGAGGAAAUCACCGUGGGACAGCUCAUCUCCCACCUGCAAGUCUCCAACCAGGAGAUCCAGACCUAUGCCAUCGCUCUGAUUAACGCGCUGUUCCUGAAGGCCCCUGAAGACAAGCGACAGGACAAGCAUCUUAACCCUCUAGACCUGCCCGUCACUGACAUGGCCAACGCCUUUGCGCAGAAGCACCUUCGGUCCAUAAUCCUGAACCACGUGAUCCGAGGGAAUCGUCCAAUCAAAACGGAGAUGGCCCAUCAGCUGUAUGUCCUUCAAGUCCUGACCUUUAACCUCCUGGAAGAAAGAAUGAUGACGAAGAUGGACCCCAAUGACCAGGCUCAGAGAGACAUCAUAUUUGAACUGAGGAGGAUUGCAUUUGACGCAGAGUCGGACCCUAGCAAUGUCCCUGGGAGCGGGACUGAAAAGCGCAAGGCCAUGUAUACCAAGGACUAUAAAAUGCUGGGGUUUACUAACCAUAUCAACCCAGCCUUGGACUUCACCCAGACUCCUCCUGGAAUGCUGGCUUUGGACAACAUGCUGUAUCUGGCCAAAGUCCACCAGGACACCUACAUCCGGAUUGUGCUGGAGAACAGUAGCCGGGAAGACAAGCACGAGUGUCCUUUCGGCCGCAGUGCCAUUGAGCUCACCAAGAUGCUCUGUGAGAUCCUGCAGGUCGGGGAGCUCCCAAAUGAAGGACGCAAUGACUACCAUCCGAUGUUCUUCACCCAUGACCGCGCCUUUGAAGAGCUCUUUGGAAUCUGCAUCCAGCUGCUGAACAAGACCUGGAAGGAGAUGAGGGCGACAGCCGAGGACUUCAACAAGGUUAUGCAAGUCGUCCGAGAACAGAUCACCCGGGCUCUGCCCUCUAAACCCAACUCUUUGGACCAGUUCAAGAGCAAGCUUCGCAGCCUGAGCUAUUCAGAGAUUCUGCGGUUGCGCCAGUCUGAGAGGAUGAGCCAGGACGACUUCCAGUCCCCACCGAUUGUGGAGCUUCGGGAGAAAAUCCAGCCCGAGAUCCUGGAGCUGAUCAAGCAACAGCGCCUGAACCGGCUGUGUGAGGGCAGCAGCUUCCGAAAAAUCGGAAACCGUCGGCGGCAAGAGCGGUUCUGGCAUUGCCGCUUGGCACUGAACCACAAGGUCCUGCACUAUGGUGACUUGGAUGACAACCCUCAAGGGGAGGUGACGUUUGAGUCCCUGCAGGAGAAAAUUCCUGUUGCAGAUAUUAAGGCCAUUGUCACUGGGAAAGACUGUCCCCACAUGAAAGAGAAGAACGCCCUGAAACAGAACAAGGAGGUGUUGGAAUUGGCUUUCUCCAUCCUGUAUGAUCCUGAUGAGACACUGAAUUUCAUCGCUCCUAAUAAGUAUGAGUACUGCAUCUGGAUAGAUGGACUCAGCGCCCUCCUGGGGAAGGACAUGUCCAGUGAGCUCACCAAGAGCGACCUGGACACGCUGCUGAGCAUGGAGAUGAAGCUGCGGCUUCUGGACUUGGAGAACAUCCAGAUCCCCGAGGCACCACCACCCGUCCCCAAGGAGCCCAGCAGCUAUGACUUCGUCUAUCACUACGGAUGAGCGAGAAGGAACUGGGGCCCAGGAGAGACACUGGCAGCCUGUGCCUUGCCUUCUACUUGUACAGACUCUAUAGUGAUUGUGGUGACUACUCCUCAGACCCAAUGGGACCCAGAGCUUCUCUUGGUCCUCAUUCACUAGGAGUCACGAAGUCAGGGCAUGCCGCCCUCCUCAGCACCACAGAGCCUGGGGUCGGGCCUGGAGGAGUGAACUCAAGAUGCUCUGCCUCCCACCCUGAGUCUGCACCUGGAACCGGACUUACUGACGGCCAUCCCCUCCCGAGCCUAUUCUGGUUUUCUGGAGAACUCAUGUGGGCUGGAGCAGAUGCUGGAAAGGCUGCCCAUGGGGACUGGAGUCCUGGGAAUCGUGAGAGCCUUGGAGUGACUGUCUUCAGGUGGCUCAGGCAAGGACAGGCUGAGUGCUUUUGCUUAGUAGGUCUCUGAGGGCUCAUUCCAGCCUCAUCCUGUGCCAAGAUGCUGCUGCCUCGGGGUUGGCCCUUACAUCUCUGUCUCUAGAGGUAUCCAUCUCUCUUGCCCAUGUAGGAAUCAGGACAGGUAGCAAUCUCUUCCCCAAGCACUGGGUCUCAUCCUGGCCAGGUAGAAGCCUCCAGCCUGAGUCCUGCUCUCUUAGGCUCCAGGAACACUGCAGGGAAAGUCAGGUUGAGGCCCCCAGCUCUCCUCCAUUUCCAUCUUUUCCUUGCUGAGGAAGACUGCUCCCAUGCCCUUAGUGACAGGCCCUUUUGUUUGCUUCCCUCUGGCUCCUGGCUCGGGGCAGGUCGCCUUCCCCGUCUUUCCUUCCUGGCGCUGUGGUUUCUGCCAUUAGCCAUGAUUUCAAGAAGCGGCUAGGGCCACAGCUGUGCCAUGGGCCUUCUCUGGUGCUGCAGCACUUGAAGCACACGCACAGCCUCUCUCCUUGGACGCAUGUUAACAUGGUGGUAUUCAGUACUGGUAGCCUGGCAUGGUGGUACUACCCAAUGAAGAGUGUACUAUAUAUUUUCUUUACUAUAGGCCAUACUUAUACAGACGUGUAUAUAUAUUUAUAUAAGAUCAUCCUAUUCUAGGAUAGAAUGUUUAAGGGAAGAUAAAAUUGAGAGUAAAAAUGUAAUGCUCGCAGUCAUGAGCUACGACUGUAACCAGAGAGCAGCCAGGAGCUUCCUGUCAGUGACCGUGUUUUCAAUAAAUACUCUUUCAUGUA